CUUCCAAGUUUCAGGAACAGUAGUAAUAGUGCGCUCUUCGACCUUUGCGCUAGUUCCCGCGCAACAGUCUUCUUUCAAGCUUGGUUAGGUUGCCCAUUUCUUUUGCAGAAGGACAAAGAAAGUAUGAGCGGUAUUCAUCAUGCGACCCGAAUCACGCCCGGCCAUGGCGAUAUGCUGCAGGGGUGGGGCACUCUCGUAGCUGUUCUCAUCGGUCUGCAUCUGCUGGCCCUGCUGGCUUGGGUGAUUCUAGUCAUCGUGAACCCUGCAGCCAAGGACGCCAAGCCCAGCGACAAGCAGGACUAGACAGCUCGCUCAGAGCUACGAGUCAGGAGCUGGACACCUGUGGUGGGACAGCUCUGCAGCUCCUCCGGCUGUCACCAGCCUUGACAAGACCCUGGGGACCAGUCGUCAGGAUCGUCCCAUAGCUGCCCCAUACCCGGGCGCCAGUCGUGGCUCGCAGCGUCGAGUGCAGCCAGCCAUAUCGCCACUGCGGCAGUAGCUACCGGAGCAGUAGUCACUAACCGGCAGACCAAGCCCUGACACGGCUGAUCACCCACAGAGGCAACACCCGCUGAGACUCCGCUUUCCCCGCCGUGAACAUGGCCAAGCACGUAAUCCUGGGCAAGGAGCACGAGCACCACCCCAAGGACGGCUGGCAGAUCUUCGAACUCGACCUCGUGGUUAUCCUUGUGGCUUGCCACGGUAUCGCCUUCGUCUUCUUCGCAUGGCUGCUCUACCGCACCCGUCGGGGCGUGCCCGGCACCCGUACGGGCGGCAAGUGGGCACCGGGCUCGGCGGGGUCGUCUCGGGAGCCGUCGCGUAAGGGCACGACCGGCUUUGAGUGGCGCACGCCGCGGGAGAUUCUGGCGGCGCAGCAGAAGGCGCGGCUGGGCAAGGUUUGACGUCGGCACUGCGUGGCUUUUGUCAAGCCGGCUGUAGUACGAGGGAGGAGUUGCGGUGGAGGCGCUAUACCUGGAGGUGUGUAGAUGAGUGCUGGGGGUGCAGCCGUUGUCGUUGUUACGGGAGGAGCGGGCAAAGGCAAGCUGGCAGGAUCCUGGUGAGUUGAAAGGUCCGAUCACGUAAAUGGAUGCAUGCGCAGUUCGCACACGCAAUUCGGGUGUUGUGCUGCAAAGCUGGUGUGUGUUGCUGGAGACAGCAGGAGGUAAUGCUAUACCGCCGCGUGGCAUUGGGUAUCACGGACACGGACAGUGCGCUGCGCGCAAAUGCGAUGUUGGGUUUGCAACCUCAGCGCCUAGGUGUGGGUGUGUUUGCGAGCUUUAGCGGUUGGUGGCAGAACGUUUGUGCAAACGCGCAUAUGAACUCAGUUAGCCUUACACCACGGUGCGACAGUACGGAUUGGCUGGCCUUGGACUUGACGGUGGGGAGCCGGGAAUGCGCUGCAUGUAUUGAUUCCCACUGUCAGGCCAGGGUCAAGCAACAAAUGAAGGCGGUGUCCAUUCGAAUCCGAACGGCAGCACAGCUGGCAGGUGAUCGCAGCGUUGCAGCUGAGCUGCGCUUGAAUGUAACUGGGGCUAAGU
Chlamydomonas reinhardtii is the source of this 1538-nucleotide messenger RNA. RefSeq lists its product as uncharacterized. The coding region runs from base 600 to 902 and encodes 100 amino acids. The record is from RefSeq and is a predicted model, not a curated record. NCBI's taxonomy places the organism in Eukaryota, Viridiplantae, Chlorophyta, Chlorophyceae, Chlamydomonadales, Chlamydomonadaceae. The transcript has a single exon.